Messenger RNA from Carassius auratus (goldfish), 6469 nucleotides. Its product is annotated as XK-related protein 6-like. The record is from RefSeq and is a predicted model, not a curated record. Bases 1347 to 3092 code for a protein of 581 amino acids. Lineage: Eukaryota; Metazoa; Chordata; Actinopteri; Cypriniformes; Cyprinidae. Gene Ontology annotation, biological process: engulfment of apoptotic cell; phosphatidylserine exposure on apoptotic cell surface; apoptotic process involved in development. Gene Ontology annotation, cellular component: plasma membrane. The transcript has 3 exons.
AAAGGCUGAAUUUAGCAGUCUAAUAAAUGAUAUGUAACCAAUGUGGAUGUGGGCUGUUGGGUACAGUUUGACCCAGAUGGGAGACCAAGAAAGUUGCAAUCAAGAUCUUUUUUUUUUCUUUUUUUUUAAUAAUGAAAUUCCUUUCUUCAGAAUUGUCCAAAAUUCAUGCUGAAACCAGCUUCAACCUAGAUGCAAAAUACAAUUUAUUUUAAUAUUUAAAUUAAAAAAAUAAUAAUAUUUAGAACAUGAGAAAAUGAGUGCUGCCCAAGACAACUGUCAUUAAUUAGAAAUAUCUGAAUGCUGACUUCCACGAGAUGCGAUAUAGAUAUAUUUUAAACAUCAGAAUAACGGAUAUGACAGACAGGUAAACAAACAGAUCAAUCACUCCACCACUUUACAACACACUUUCAAAGGAGAAAGGAAGAGACGGGUGGGUACAAAUAGUCUCGACUGUGCUUUUCACGGACAGCAAAUGGACAGUUUUCUUGUCACAACAAUAUUUUUCGCGCUUCAUUUUACAGAUGUACUCUACCUUUAUUGCUACUUUAAUCCAGGGAGAGGCUGUUACGUUUACAAAUGGGUUGAGCUUUUCUAGUUUUCACAGAAGAGAGUUGUUUGUCACAAACAGGACGGCACAGAUGCGUAGGUCUAUGCCUGACCGCAAACAUGCACGAUGCGCCCUGCGCUUCCGUCUAUUUGCCCUGAAUUAAAUUCAUUUUGAGAGUGGAUUUGUGUGCACAUCUUGUUUACCCUUCAUUUACUUGUGUUUAUUACAUUCUACUGAAAUCUUGAUCAUCUUGGUGUCAUGAUGGUACAGAAGAGAGGAGGAGAACGUGAAAGGCAUUAUGCAUGUGUGUGUAGGCAAAAGUGUUCUUCCACCUGAUGAUGAGGGGCCAAUUUUCACGAGCGGCGUGCUCACUACAGCAUUACAUCACUCAGCAUCCCCCAGUCCCGAGGUGUCCAAUCGAGCACUAGGUGGCAUCCUAGAUGAGUAAGGAUCCGCGUCUCUGUUUGUGCUCCGUUCAGUAGAGACAUCCAGUCAGCGGCGUCGGGUGUCUCAGGGAACAGUCCCGCGCUCGCUCCCUGUGCGGGGACGCUUGCAAACACAAUGCGCAGGUGACAAGAACCCGCUUCCAGGAGUUCGUCUCUGACUUGUGCCGGCUCGAGGACUAGAACAGCACUGCCUUUACCGUCCGGAGCGCCGCGGGAGGAUGCACUGCCUCUCUGGCGUCACCAUCACCCCACAACUCCAUGGCUACCACAUUAGGGGUACUCUGGAGAAACAGGUGUCGGGGAAGUGACGUCACGAGCCUCGGAAACCGGAGGUGUGCGCUUUGGAGAGCAAGAUGGCAGCGAAAUCCGACGGUCGGGGGGUCGUCACCGGUUUCGCCCAGCUGCACAACCUGGACGAGACGGUGGGGAGCUGCGAGGACGACCCGCGGCAGGGCAGCUCCUUCCACAUCUGCCACUGCUGCAACACCUCGUCGUGCUACUGGGGCUGCCGGAGCGCCUGUCUGCGUUACCUCCUGGGCAAGGGGAGAGACGUCAGGCGGCCACCUCACGAGGAGCGCCUGUGGUUGGACUGCCUGUGGAUCGUCCUCGCGCUCCUCGUCUUCUUCUGGGACGUGGGCACUGACUUAUGGCUCGCGCUCGACUACUAUGUCAAGCAGGACUACCUCUGGUUCGGACUCACACUGUUCUUCGUGCUGGUGCCGUCGGUGCUGGUCCAGAUCUUGAGCUUCAGGUGGUUCGUGCAGGAUUACACGGGGGGCGGUCUGGCCUCCGUGGAGGGUCUCAGCCGCAGCCGGAGAGCCACGGCGGGCACGAGCGCAGGGGUGUACGGCAGGGCCAGAUGCUGCCGCGCAUCAGUGUGGGUCUGGCAGACGCUCAUACACAUCCUCCAGAUGGGACAAGUGUGGAGGUACAUCAGAACAAUGUAUCUUGGCAUCCAGAGCCGCAGACAAAAGGAGAACCAGCGACGAUUCUACUGGGCCAUGAUGUAUGAGUAUGCUGAUGUCAACAUGCUCCGUCUACUGGAGACAUUUCUGGAAAGCGCACCACAGCUGGUUCUCCAGCUCUGCAUCAUGAUUCAGAAGAACCGGGCCGAAACUCUGCAGUGUGUGUCAGCGAUUGCGUCUCUUCUCUCUCUUUCCUGGGUUCUGGCCUCGUACCACAAGCUUCUGCGCGAUUCUCGUGAUGACCAAAAGAGCAUGAGCUACAGGGGAGCAGUGGUGCAUCUUCUAUGGCGUUUCUUCACCAUUUCUUCUCGGGCGUUAUCUUUCGCCCUCUUUGCCUCAGUUUUCCACAUCUACUUUGGCAUUUUUGUGGUGCUGCACUGGUGUGCCAUGGCCUUCUGGGUAAUUCACGGAGGCACCGACUUCUGUAUGUCCAAGUGGGAGGAGGUGCUAUUCAACAUGUUGGUAGGCGUAGUCUACGUCUUCUGCUGGUUUAACGUCAAGGAGGGACGGACCCGAUACCGCAUGGUGGUUUAUUAUUUGCUGGUGCUAGUGGAAAAUACCAUCCUUACAGCUCUGUGGUACACCUACAGAGACCCGGUCACUACCGACUCCUACGCUGCAUCCGCCCUCUGCGGCGUCUUCCUGUGCUUUGCUUCCGGAGUGGCCUGCAUGGUUCUUUACUACGGGGUCCUGCAUCCUAUGGGGCCCCGGAUGAGGGUGCUGGCCAGUUCCUGCUGUGCUGAGCUGCUUUGGGGCCUCCCUUUACCACCUGAGGCUGAGCCCAUGGCUCCCACUCCAGGGCAUCGGGGCUCCCAAGCCACCCCGACCAGGGGUAUGGCUUCAGGGGACUACGGCGAGCCGGAGGAGGCUGCCACAGACACUUGUCUACCGGUGUUCCAGGUGCGGUCCACAGAACCCACAGAUGCGAUGGGUCGGCCAAUCCCCCCCGAGGGGCCCCUCAUCAAGAUCGACAUGCCCAGGAAGCGCUACCCAGCCUGGGAUGCUCACUUUGUAGACCGACGUUUGCGGCGAACCAUAAACAUCCUCCAGUACAUCAGCCCCAACGCGGUGGGCAUCAGGUACAGGGAUGGACCCCUCCUUUACGAGUUGCUUCAGUACGAGUCCUCCCUGUGAAGGCAUGCAAUGCUGUUCUUUCUCUAAUUUCAUGCCCUCUCUGGUUCUCCACUUCCCUUGGUGCUUUUUUCUUCAGAGUUUUUAUUUAGUUGUACUCUCAAGCUAUAAGAGUUCAUCUAAAAGAGUCUAAACAGAGAAUAUUCAACAUAUAUUUUGACUAACACAGUGUAAAGUUGGAGAACAAAUAGUUCGAAAUACAACAUUCCCUAGUUUGGGUUACUAUGGUGUGAAUGUUCAGCUAAUGUGUAUGUUUGAUGGUGUUUGUGGCCCUGUUGCCUCUGUCAAGUGCAUGAUGGGAAUGAUGGAGGAACAUAUUCUUUAGCAUCCUCAUUCUGAUUUCGCUUUUACCAUUUUGUGCCUACGUUUUUCCCAAACAGUUGUGGUGACGACUGAUCUUCAAGAUGGCAAGUGAGUCAAUAUCAGCUAGACACUAAAAAGCACAUUUGAUUUUCAGAAAAAGCACAUGAUGCCCCACUCAUUUUCUCUUGUGAUAACGGGGAAAAGACUCAAAUUGCGCCAAAAAGAUACAAUCGCUUUUUUCAAGCAAAAUGCAAUGAUGUCAUUGGUGUAAAAUUUUGGUGUUGGCCUACCAUAUAACACUGCCGCCGCAAUUUUGAUCCUCAAGGUCCUUAAUAUUUAUCUUAAAAUGUCUUUUCCUACUGAAUCUCACUAGUGAUGUGAUAUCUACAGCUCUGUAAUCUGAGGGAGCUGAAUAUAUGAUUUUUUUACCAUCUAUAAAAUGUGAAAAUGCACUUUAAGACCACAAGAUUGAAUGAAUGGGACAUGUUUUCUUACACUACUGUAUUCACUAUUGUUCAAAAGUUUGGGCUUAGUAUGAUUUUUUUUUUUUAAGUGAAAAGGUUAAAAAAAAUAUUUAUCAAGACCGACAAUAAACAGUAACUUUUCUAUUUUUUUACAUUUUUAUUCACCCAUUCAUCUAUUCUUCAAUAUCCUAAAAUUUGUUAUCAAGGUUUCCACACAAACAUGUAAGUAGCAUAAAUGUUUUCGACAUUGAUAAUAAUAAGAAAUGUUUCUUGAGUACCAAUUACAGCAUAUUAGAAUGAUUUCUGAAGGAUCAUGUGACACUAAAGACUGGAGUAAUGGCUGCUAUAUAAUGGCAAAUAUUAUAUUAAAAUAGAACAGUUCUUUGUUAUCUGUAUUAAAUUGCAAUGAUAUUUCACAUUAUUACCAUUUAUACUGUAUUUUUCAUCAAAUAAAUGUAGCUUCAUUGAUCUAAAGAUAUAAUCUUACCAAACCCAAACUUUUGACAGUAGUGCAUUAUUUUUUUUUAUUACAUAUGGUCCACUGAUAUAUAUAUAUAUGUGUGUGUGUGUGUGUGUGUAUAAAUAGACACAUAAAACAAAAUACCAAUACUCUGUUAAACAAAUAUUUUUUAAAGUGCUUUUUGUGAUUUAACAAGUAUGUAAAUGUAUUGGUUUUAUUCAAGAAAAAAAUAUUAAUUAAUAUGUCUAAACUAACCUCAAUAAAAUAUGUUACAUUGGCAAAGUUAUUUUUAAGGUUUAGAUUGUGGGUUAGAAAACAAAUCUUUAAGGUAACAAUUGCUUGUUACCAUUUUUACCGUGUAAUAAUGAACAUAAAUGUUUGCAGGGUGUGGUGCUUAACUCUAACCUUUAGUAAUCCUCCAUCAUUCCCUGUACAAAAUUGCAUUUUUCUAUCCACCUAAACCAUUUCUUCAGAAAAAGGCUAACAGAUUUUCGAAAGGUGAAAGACGUGUAAAUGGUAUACCAUUCACAUUCAAAAUGUACUAUAAUAAUUUUUUAUAAAACAAAAAGGUCCUUUAUUUGAAUUGUGCAAUAUUUUUUUUUAAAUGUACUAUGAAAUCAUUGGAGAAAAAGGUGUUGCUUCUGCCUGAAAUUAGCUAAGUUUAUACACCAUCAACAAAUGCAUGCUGAGGUUGUGCAUAUUGAGGAUUGACUGGGUUGCCAGGUGCCAACCAACAAUCGAAUUUGUUAGAUAUUUUAAUUAAAAGUCCCAUUUUAUAUGUUUGUUUUUUUCUCAUUAUCCUAUAUAUGGUGCACUUAAAACAGAACAAACCUGAGGGUUUCCUCUACAAAAAGCCAAUCCUGAAGUAAUUUUCCCCAGAUUUCAUCAAUUCAAUUGAGAAUGAAUGAAUUGCUCUGUGAAGGCUGAGGUCAUUUUUGUUACUAAAAACAACGCUUUGUUUAGCAUCCAGGUGAGAUAAGUGCAGACAUUAACAUGGGAUGCCAACUUUCACCGCAUGGGCUGCUACAAACUCCAUUUGUGCCUGCUGAAAUUUUCCAAGCAGACUUCAGAUUGGUUGUAGUGGAUGAGGUGGAGGGAUUUUUUUGCCAGGGAUGGAAAAGAGAAUGAGGAUAGACAAUAGCUAUCAGUGAGUGUGUGCAUUCUGUGUAUGUAUGCGUGACUUUGGUUUGUAGGUCUUACCUCUUCAGCUCCAUCCUUGGUUGCUGCUCUGACCCCUCCACCCCUCUCAUGCGAGUGUUAUCUGGGAUAUUCGGAUGCAAAGACUAUGUUUCAAGAUAACAACUUGGAUUUAUACCCUGGCCAAGGGGAAUGGGGGACGGGCAGGCGAUUUCAUGCAAUUCUUAUUCCAAAACAUCAAUAUUCCGUAACCCUCACAAUAUCAGGUUUUCCGUUUAAGCUACAGAAAGUUCAGUUUCCUGUUCCUUGUUCCCUACCAGUGCCAAAAAAAGUCACUGAGAUUCCACUUCUGUAGGUGCUUGGCACAUUGAUGCACUGUUGUUUGCUGGGAUAUCACCAAGCCUGUUACAUAACGAUGUGUACGACUACUGCUCAUUUUGACGGUUGCGUGACUCAGCUGCCUGGCAUCCCAUGAUACGUUCAUAGUCCAGUUACAGAAUUGGUAACUAAUAACGCACUUGAGGUAAGACAGUCCAGGUGAUAUUUUCAACUACACUGUGAUAUUUUCUUCUAUUAUUCCACUUGCAUGAUGUGUAGUGACCAACAUCGCCACGUUUGUUCAGAUGUCAGGAUUGGCAACAGAUCCAACCCUGUACAGUACGCAUAUAAUUCCAAAUUGGUUUGUUUUAGAUUAUUGCCUUACCAGUCAAAGAAGUUACACAUCAGAUUAAUUGAUAUUGAAGUAAUGCCACCAUUUGUACACGUUGGGAGUGGGAUGGCUAAGUGGGACCAGUCUCUAAUAUCUGAUUCCUCUUGUGGUGCCUUGUCUUUAUGGGUGCUUCUGUGUGGCCAUGGCAGCCAGUGCAGCAAACAACAAUGCCAGUGUCUCUGUCUCCAUUCACAUUUCACUCAGUAUUGUAACAAGCCAGUCAAUUAUGCCCUGCAUGCACACAGGAAGUCCUCUCCAGGUAAAUCUUUGCAAAAUAAAAUUAUCUGUUUAUUUCGGUCACACUUUA